Molecule: messenger RNA, 2141 nt
Organism: Myotis daubentonii (Daubenton's bat)
Lineage: Eukaryota; Metazoa; Chordata; Mammalia; Chiroptera; Vespertilionidae
Product: F-actin-capping protein subunit beta-like
Exons: 1
Coding region: 634-1449 (271 amino acids)
Source: RefSeq, a predicted model, not a curated record
UUUGACCAAACCAAUGCCAGCAGCCAUCCUCUAGAAUUCUCGUUGAAGCUAACAAAAAUUGGCUCAUCAAUGAACAUUAAAUCUAGUGGGUGAAGGUUUAUUGAGUAACAGGAUAAUUAGUUUCAAAGUAUUUUCCCAUAACUCACUUAUUAACAAGUACAGCAUAAUAAAUCAUGCUGGAGAAAUCAUGCUAGCAGACAGUUUUGAUCAGGUUAGCAUAAUCAGUGAUGGAAGAAAUCAACAUUUUAUGCCUCCUGAUAGUUGUAUGAACUGAGAACACCAUCACUCUAUGGUUCCUGUCCCAAAUAAAAUAUUACACAAACAUCAGUUGAGAGGCUUUCUAAAAAUAACUAGCCUAUAAUCUUCCAAAGUACCAAGGUCAUGAAAGACAAGGAAAGAUUGAGGAAUUGUUCUAGACUGAAGGAGAUUGAAUUAGAUUACAAAAUAAGUAAUCCUGGGAUGGAUUCUGGAACUUUAAAGGACUUUAUUGAAACUAUAAAUAAUAUUUAGGAAUUACAUGGUAAUAUCAGAUGAAUAUUAAUUUCCUGGUUUUUGAGGUUGUACUGAGAUUAUGUGGAAGAGUGUAUUUAAGAAAAAUACACUGAGGCAGGGAGAGCCAUCGCCGCUGCCACCAUGAGUGAUCAACAGCAGGACUGUGUCUUGGACUUAAUGAGGUGCCUGCCUCCACAGCAAAUUGAGAAAAACCUCAGUGACCUGAUUGACCUGGUUCCCAGUCUAUGUGAAGAUCUCCUGUCUUCUGUUGACCAGCCACUGAAAAUCGCCAGAGACAAAGUGAUGGGAAAGGAUUACCUUUUGUGUGACUACAACAGAGACAGGGACUCGUGUAGGUCACCAUGGAGUAACAAGUGUGACCCUCCCUUGGAAGAUGGGGCCAUGCCUUCUGCUCGGCUGAGGAAGCUGGAGGUGGAAGCCAACCAUGCCUUUGACCAGUAUCGAGACCUGUAUUUUGAAGGCAGCGUCUCAUCUGUCUACCUCUGGGAUCUGGAUCAUGGCUUUGCUGGAGUGAUCCUCAUAAAGAAGGCUGGAGAUGGAUCAAAGAAGAUCAGAGGCUGCUGGGAUUCCAUCCACGUGGUGGAAGUGCAGAAGUCCAGUGGCCGCACCGCUCAUUACAAGCUGACCUCUACGGUGAUGCUGUGGCUGCAAACCAACAAAUCCGGUUCUGGCACCAUGAAACGUGGAGGCAGCCUUACCAGGCAGGUGGAGAAAGAUGAAACUGUGAGCGACUCCUCGCCACACAUAGCCAAUACUGGGCGCCUGGUAGAGGACAUGGAAAAUAACAUCAGAAGUAUGCUGAAUGAGAUCUACUUUGGAAAAACAAAGGACAUUGUCAAUGGGCUGAGGUCUGUGCAGACUUUUGCAGACAACUCAAAACAAGAAGCUCUUAAGAAUGACCUGGUGGAGGCUUUGAAGAGAAAGCAGCAAUGUUAAACCUCUGCUUCACGCUAAUUGGACAUGCCAUGUACUCAUUAGAUUCCUUUCUUAGAAAACUCGUUUUCUGCUCCCUUCCUGUCCCUUUCCUCCCCGACAGGUCACACAACACCUGUGUCACUGACCUGUACAGCGCUAUCACACCCUGAGAAUAAAGCCGCAAAUACCCUCUCCGUCUCUCAAGCCUGCUUCCCACCACAUUUUGCUAUCAGAACUUGAUGUUUCCAUAGAGAGCAUGUGUGUUUUGUUUGCCCAGGCUCCACUCCCCCUCCCCCCAUUUAUAGGCAUAAAAUACACUGUCUGCCUCCUCUUCCACCUUUUUGUUACAUUAGUGUAAAAAAUGUAAAACAAAAUUUUAUGAAAUAACUGGUAUGUGAAAGAAGAAAAACUGGAAAUCUGACUCCACGUGUGUUUGGGAGUUGCUUGGGGUUGGGGUGGGGAGCAGGGGACAGCUCUGGGAGGAAGGAGAGGUGGCCCUCAGCACUGUCCUGCACGCUGGCCCCUGGCCGCGGAGACCACGUUGUGGGGGUGGGGGGCCUCGACCGUCUGCUCUUCUGGCCAGGUGCUUUUCUGUCCAUUUUUAUGGAAUGCAAAAAGAGUUUUUGUUUUAUUUUGUUUUUUUGUAAAGCUUUAAAAAAAAACACCUACAUUUUAUACUUGAGCUUCCAUACUUAAAAAGAACAAAAAAGAAA